UGAUAAUUGUUUUGAAAUACAUAUUUAUGUACAUAUGAUUAUUAUCUAACAAUGUCAGAAAUAUCUGUUGACGACAGUAUUUGGGGAGGCGCUGAUCCUGACGGAUAUACAAUGUUUGAGGAUACAUCACGUAAAAAGUCUGAUAAUGAUAGAAGUCAGAGUUCAUUUAAAUACUCAAAUGGUUUUAGCCAUAUUUUACCGCCAACCGAUCGAUAUAACAUGAUUUAUAUGGCGUUAUUUUUGGCAGGUGUUGGAUUUUUGCUUCCAUAUAACAGUUUUAUUAUGGCUGUUGAUUAUUUUAAAGUUCGUUAUCCAAAUUCUAGAAUUGUUUUUGAUAUGUCUACAGUUUAUAUUUUUACAGCAUUUUUUGCUGUUUUAAUAAACAAUGUUCUUGUUGAAGCAUUAACAUUAAAUACAAGAAUUAAAGCUGGAUAUAUUAUUUCGGUGACAACAUUAUUAUUUGUGGCAAUAUGUGAAGUUUGGUGGGAAACAUUUGGAUUAUCUUUAUCUGUUUCGUAUUGUAUAAAUCUAAUAGCGGUUGCGAUUGUUGCAUUUGGAUGCACAGUUCAACAAUCAAGUUUUUAUGGCUAUACAAGUAUGUUACCAAGUAGAUAUACUCAAGCAGUUAUGGCAGGAGAAAGUGCCGCUGGUUUUUGGGUUUCAAUUAAUCGUAUUACAACUAAAUGGAUGUUACCGGGUGAAACAUCAAAUACAGUUUUAUUUUUCUUUGCAUCAAGUAUUUUGGUUGGAAUUUGUUUUAUAAUAAAUAUGAUUAUUCGAGAAACAGAUUUUGUUAAAUAUUAUAUUCGAUUAUGCCAAGAAUCUAGAACGAAAAUUACAUUAGAACCUACUGAAGAUUCUGGACUAAUGGAUCAACUCGAAACUGGAGAUGAAGUAAAAACUCAAUAUGGAUUCUUAAAAUUACAAACAAGUCCGCCACCUACGGAUACAGGCGCGGGAAGUAAUGACGUGCAAACUAAAUACAGUGCAUUUAGUUUUGCAAAUCCGGUUUAUGAGCCAACAACUACAAAACGAAAUAGUGAGGCUGGUAAAUUUGUUAACGAUGUAGAUGGACGAGUUCGACCAGAUGAACUUUCUGGAGAUGAUGAUGGUCUAGGUGGUACCAAAUAUAGAGUUGAAGACAUUGUGAUCCGUAUGCGACCAAGUGUUUCAGGUCCAGUUUAUCCUGGCGGUGGAAGUCGAUUAUGGAACAGCAUUAAAAGAGGCUGGUGGGCACGUUUGGAAGUGUCUCGAUUAAUAUGGGAAGAUAUGUUAGCUAUUGGACUUGCAUAUUUCGUUACAUUAUGCUUGUAUCCUGGAAUUAUUUCAGAAAUAAACAGUUGUCGAUAUGGUUCAUGGUUACCUGUAAUUUUAAUGGCUCUAUUUAACAGCUUUGAUCUUUUGGGAAAGAUUUGCAGUGGAAGACCAAUUCGUUGGGGUCGAAUGUUACUACCAUUUAAUGGUUUAAGAAUAAUAGCCGUAAUUUUAUCAUUAUUGGUUAUGGUAAAUGCAGGACCUGGUGGUGAAUUAGAAUAUUGCGCUAUGGUAUUAUCAAUAUUUUUGGGAAUUACCAACGGAGUUUUUGGUAGUGUACCUAUGAUAAUUGCACCAGGAAAAGUACCCGAACAACAUCGAGAAAUAAGUGGGAACAUAAUGACAUUAUCAUAUAAUAUGGGCUUAACAGCUGGUUCAAUAGCUGCAUACUUCUUAAAUGGAAUUAUAAAAUUCGGCGAUGCAAAUUUAUGUCCAAAAAAUAAUAGUAAUUAUUUACCAUUACCAACAACAAUGUCAACAAUAUCACAAAAUCUAGCAACAACAAUUGCAACAACACAAUUGUACAAUAAUACAACUGUAACAAAUAUAAUUAGUAAUGUAACAAACAACAUAUCAUCACCAACUGUUUUAUCGACAUUAUCAACAUUAGCGGUUGCUGUAACAACUACAUUGAUUAAUACGACAUCUACAGCACGAAGUCAAACAACAUUGUUUACACCAACAAUGCCCCUAGCUGUUUUAAAUAUUAGUUCUUCGUUUAUUAGUGAUACAUCAACAAAUUUUAUUAAUGAUGAUUAAACUUACUUUUAUUUUACCUGAUUUUUUUGUUUCAAUUAUGUUACUUCAAUGAAGGGUCAAAGAAAGUCAAGUACCUCCAAUUUCGCGUUCAAAAUGGAUUAUGCUACAAAGCUUCCUUUCAGACCUAUCAGGCUUAUUGAAUCCUGAUGAAAGGGUGAUUUUUUGGAUGAAUUAAAAUUAAUUAAUUUUCCCAUCAGCGAAAAUUUCACUGAUUUGUAAAGAUUCAAAUGGAAAUUUGUAAAUAAUAAAAAAAACAUGUCGAGAGAUGAUUGAAUUCAGAAAAAGUUGACCGACUAAAUGAAUUUUUUACAUUGUGCCAUUACAAAACAUCUUAAAAUUAUAGUAUCUAGCCUAAACUUUACCUAUAUUACAUCGUCUUAUACACAAAAUACAUCGAAAUAUUAUAAAAAUUUUUGUACAUUGUUAAUAUGAAUAGAAAAAUCUUACUAAAAAAAAACCAUUGAAAUCAUAGCUUAAAUCUAAUUGGGUGGGUAAGCCACCCCUAAAAACUAAACCUUAAGUAAAUCUAUAAAUAUAAAAUGUUUUGUCCUGAAUGACAGAUUGAUUGACUUACUGACUGACGGAUCAACGCACACCCUAAGCCGCUGAUCGUACAGACCUAAAACUUGAAGGGUGUAUUCUUUGUAUGACGUAAGCAUCUGAUAAGAAAGCUAGUAAUUAUUUUUCGAAUGCUACCCUCAAGCGAAUGAAAUAGGAGAUGAAACUUAGUAUGAAAAUUAUUGAGUGCAAUACUUAGCAGAUUUUAAAAAUUCUUUCACGUAUAGAAUGCUAUAUUCCGUUCCGCAACAAAAAUUAAAAAAAAAAAAAAAACCAUUAAAUGGCGAACAAAAGGGAAACUGAGUAAAAGUAAAUGAAAGUAAAGGAAGAGAAGGCUAUAAUGCGGUAGUCUUUGUUUUUAAAGUUGAAAUUGAAUUGUUUAACUUGAAGGCUGUAGUGUUUACUCUUAAAGAUAUAGCCGAAUUAAACUGGACAGUUUUAAAAUCAUU
Molecule: messenger RNA, 3080 nt
Organism: Chrysoperla carnea
Lineage: Eukaryota; Metazoa; Arthropoda; Insecta; Neuroptera; Chrysopidae
Gene: Ent3
Product: equilibrative nucleoside transporter 4
Exons: 8
Coding region: 52-2073 (673 amino acids)
Biological process (GO): nucleoside transmembrane transport
Cellular component (GO): plasma membrane
Molecular function (GO): monoamine transmembrane transporter activity; nucleoside transmembrane transporter activity
Source: RefSeq, a predicted model, not a curated record